GAGGCGUCUGUGACCGCAGCGCCAGUAGCGUCAAGCCGCUCUGACAGCACCGCCCUGUUCACAACAUCGACGGUCUAUUCGACGAGAACUGCAACCAUCACGGCUUGCCCCUCGACAGUGACAAACUGCCCUGCCAGGGCUAAAACCACGUACCUCACUACUGAGACUGUCCUCGUCUCGACCACUGUCUGCCCGCUUACAGAGACCCAAGCUGCAUCUGCUCCUGGACUACCUCAGGCAUCAAGUGACGUUGACACAACCCAAUUCAUUACCUCAACAGUGCUCUCCACGAGGACCGCAACGAUCACAGCCUGUCCAUCCACGGUCACAAACUGCCCCGCUUCAGCUAAGAGCACAUAUGUCACUACUGAGACCCUCGUCGCUGCUACUAGCGUGCAGACAGUUACUGAAGGCAAUCAGCCUGCAGUCACUGGAAGCCCCAUGGGAUCGAACCCCAGUGUGCCCUCCGCAGCCUCUGAAGGAUCAGUUACUUCAACUGUGUACUCAUCGAUGGCUGUCACUGUAGUUGGCUGCUCCAAUGGCCAAUCAAAGUGCUCUGAUUCUGCUAAAUCGAAGCAGAUCAGCACUACUCUGGUCCCUGUCAGCACUGUAGUCCUACCUGCGCCAGGCAUCUCUGAGACCACUUCUCCCAUUUCGAUUGCUACCGCACCCAUCAAGCCAGCGACUCAGACACCUGGGUUCUCAUCCCUGCCGACAAUCGCGUCAAACUCAUCAUCAAACGGCUCGUUCAUUUCCUUUGCGCCGACUAGAACUGCGACCUUCGGAUCCGCAAGCGGUCUUCACACGUCUACUUCACUCCCUGUUCCUCUUGAGACCUCCGCUUCUGGCCCAAGCGCACCUGUCUUCACCGGAGCAGCUUCCCGCGACACCUGGAACUUGACGAGUCUUGUGCUGUUUAUGGUUUGUGUCAUCUUGAUGGCUAUCUAAUAAUCUGAUGCCCUAACCGCGAACAAUGCAUUUCUUAUCCUCUAUAUAUAGAUAGAUGUGGCAUG
Paecilomyces variotii is the source of this 1013-nucleotide messenger RNA. RefSeq lists its product as hypothetical. The transcript has a single exon. The record is from RefSeq and is a predicted model, not a curated record. NCBI's taxonomy places the organism in Eukaryota, Fungi, Ascomycota, Eurotiomycetes, Eurotiales, Thermoascaceae. Bases 442 to 948 code for a protein of 168 amino acids.